Messenger RNA from Tuber aestivum (summer truffle), 2355 nucleotides. The record is from the annotation of a GenBank genome assembly. Lineage: Eukaryota; Fungi; Ascomycota; Pezizomycetes; Pezizales; Tuberaceae.
ACGGACACCUUCUUCUCCUUCCUUCUAUUUGAACCUGGUAUCUCCGACCUUUCACCCGAAGAAGGGGUGAGGUUAGAGCGAACGCUCUAAAAAGGCCUUUUUUCUGGCAAUCAGUGUCUUCCUUUGUCCUUGCCUCCCUCUCCCUUUGCCUUUCUCUCACCUACGUGCAACCUAUCAUCCGCUCUGAAUCCAUAAGCACCCCGGGAUCCGAUAUUUCCAGAAAAAGGAGAAAGGGAAAAGCAUAGCUGGCUCCUCCACAAACCUCAAACAAUCAUAAUGUCGAUGUCCACCACUAAAUUAAAUGCGGAGAGCCAUCUCCUCCUCGUGCGCGCCACUGCUGAUAUCAUAGCCCUACAAACCCUGGCAUCUUGAGCUGACAAACUUCAGGACCAACCCCUCCUCCGCCUCCCCCACGAACUCCUCCGUAAAACAUUCAAAACCUCGCAAAAGCACUUCGAGCGGGACCAAAAUAUCAUUUUGACCGGUGUCAAAGAAGCAGCGACAAAGGCCAUGGCGGGCGGGGGUCCCGAAGACUCCGUAGCUUCGCUAGAUAGUAUGAUAAACAGGAUGCAGGGGCUCAAACGGAAAUUGGAAAGUCUGCACGAGGACGAGAAGGUCCUGCAAGAGCACUCCAGAAAGAGGAUUAACCACCUACAGGACCUUUACAACAUUCCCAGUCUUGUGGAUGAGGGAUAUGACCGGUGGAGUAGGACUAGGCUCGAUAGGCUGUUGGUGGAUUUCUUGUUGAGGGCGGGGUAUGGCGGGAGCGCUAAGAAGUUGGCGCAGGAGAAGCGGAUCGAGGUUUGGCUAGCAGUGCGCUCUUAGGGGCAGGUGAGAAGCUGAUGGGGGUGAAUUUCCAGGAUUUGGUAGACGUUGAUGUUUUCGUUCAAUGCGCUAGGGUCGAAGCGAGCCUUCGAAAAGGGAGUACGGUGGAAUGCCUGGCUUGGUGUCAGGAAAACAAGAAUUCGCUGCGAAAGAUGAAGGUAUUGGGAGGGUUCGCGGAGAGAUUCUGCUGGCAUGGCUGAUCCUUUGGAUAGAGUACUCUUGAGUUUGAGUUGCGCCUGCAGCAGUUCAUCGAACUCGUGCGGGCAGGCCAGCCGAAGGAGGCCACCGCAUACUCGAAAAAGUUUCUUGUCCCCCAUUCGGAGAAUCACCUCGAGGACAUUGAGAAGGCAGCUGCGUUGCUUGCUUUCCGGCCUGGCACUCCAUACCAGCCGUACAAAGUGAGUAUCAUAACAUGUUUCAACUGUGGGGGUUCGGUCCGGAGGCUAACCGGGCUUAGGCCAUGUAUUCGGCAGAUCGUUGGGAAUUUCUCGCCAACACAUUCAUCAAUACUCACCACAGCCUAUACGGCCUUCCUUCCCGACCACUUCUUCACAUAGCUUUGUCGGCGGGAUUAUCGGCACUUAAGACACCAUCUUGCCAUUCUUCUGUGGCUUCAUCUUCGAGCAAUACUGCCAGCUCUACAACUUCUCUGUGUCCAAUAUGCUCCACGGAACUGAAUGAUCUGGCCAGACAUGUUCCAUACGCCCACCACGUUAGGAGCUCUGUUGAACCCGAUCCAGUGGUGUUGCCCAACGGUAGGAUUUAUGGCCGGGAGAGAUUGGAGGAAUUAGCAUCGAAGCUUGGAUUGCCGGAGGAAAAGAUCAGAGAUCCCACUACGGGAGAAGAAUGGGAUCGCAGUGAGGUCAAGAAGGUGUUCAUAAUGUGAUGGAAUGGCAGAACUGGUCUCCUCUCCCUCUUUCGAUUGCUUCCUCUCUUUGCAAUUUUCUACUUUUCGCGCUAGGGUUGGGUUUUAAUUUGUACAUCUACGGAAAUUGAGUUUUGUCUUUGUUAUGAAGGGCGUAGACGGCGUAUUGAGGGCUAGGCUUUUGCUCCGUUAGUCACUCAAUCGUUCGUUUUGAAUGUCAUGAUAUCUUUUUUUGUUUCUCUCUUUUCCGUUAGGUAUAUUCAAAGUCAUGAUGGUGAUGACCCUUCUCGAUCAACUCAAUCGGUCGUGCAAAUCAAAUCACUCCUCAUCAGAGCUAUCGUCUCGUUUUUUUCUCUUUCCCUGCCUACCGCCACCACUGGUAUCGGGCCCCCGAUUGCCCACUUCAAAGACAAAAGUCCUCGCGUCCCUCGCCUCCCCUUUCCAUCCUCCACCGCCGCCAACAUUCCCAAGCGUCCUGGCAUGCGCAUAACCUGGAUAAUCCUCGGGCGCAAACUUGAAACUCGUCCGUGUCUGAAAUCCAAGAGCCCUUGCCAAUCCCUUGAUAUCCCAAAGAUCGUACUGCUCGCCUUCGAACAGUGUGACGACAAUUAUGCCGCAGGGUGAUAGGAGGGGUUUUGCCGACGCGAAAAAUGAUUGGAGCAGUU